This is a messenger RNA of Myripristis murdjan (pinecone soldierfish), 1095 nucleotides long. Its product is annotated as spindlin-Z-like. Gene Ontology annotation, biological process: gamete generation. The record is from RefSeq and is a predicted model, not a curated record. The coding region runs from base 194 to 907 and encodes 237 amino acids. NCBI's taxonomy places the organism in Eukaryota, Metazoa, Chordata, Actinopteri, Holocentriformes, Holocentridae. The transcript has 6 exons.
UUGCGGCUGUGUGAGCGCGCUGCUAAAUAAAUCAAAUAAAUAAAUAAAGGCCGAGCAGUGCCAUGGCCGGGCGGGCUCUGCCUCCUGCGGGGACCAGGCUGCUGCUCCCGCCGACCGGAGCUCACCGUGCCGCCGCCCCUCUGCUGCCCGCAGCCCGCCGCAACUGAACGGGCCUGCAGCUGUUUCUGCAAAGAUGAUGAAGAAGAAGAAUCCCCACAAGAAGCACCGGGGCAGCCUGGGCGCCAGCAGCAAGGCUGUGGCUCCGCCCACUCGCUGCCUGGUCGGCUGCAGGAUCCAACACCUGUGGAGGGAGGGGGCCGGGCAGGUGGUCUGGAAAGGAACCGUCCUGGACCAGGUGCCGGUGAACCCGUCUCUCUACCUGAUAAAGUACGACGGGUUCGACUGCGUGUACGGCCUGGAGCUGCACACUGACCAGAGGGUGCAGGGACUGGAGGUGCUGCCUGACCGGCUGGGCAGCUCCCGCCUGGCGGACGGCGGCCUGGCGGACGCCAUGAUCGGCAAGGCGGUGGAGCACAUGUUUGAGACGGAGGCGGGGCCUAAGGAGGCGUGGCGGGGCAUGGUGCUGGCCCGGGCGCCCGUCAUGAGCGGCUGGUUCUUCAUCACCUACGAGAAAGACCCGGUGCUCUACAUGUACCAGCUGCUGGACGACUACCGGGAGGGAGACCUGCGCCUCAUGCCGGACGCAGGUGACAGCGUCCCAGCGGAGCGGGAGCCAGGUGAGGUGGUGGACAGUUUGGUAGGUAAACAGGUGGAAUACGCCAAAGAGGACGGCGGCAAGCGGACGGGCAUGGUGAUCCACCAGGUGGAGGCCAAGCCGUCCGUCUACUUCAUCAAGUUCGACGACGACUUCCUCAUCUACGUCUACGACCUGGUCAAGACCUCGUAAGGCCCCGCCCCCCACGGGCCCCGCCCACCCAAGGCACUCGGGCAGAGUCCCUGAGCUUUAGAUUCGGCUUUUGUCCCUCAGACCGUCUGAAGACGGAGAAGCUCCUCCUCCUCGUCCUCGUCCGCCUGAGACCAGGAAACACCCCUGCCCCGAGACCCACCGGGACUGCCCCGAGACCCGCCGGGACC